CCGCGGCUCCUCUACAGUCAGUGGGUGGAUGGAGAGAGUUAGAGAGAGAGAGCGUGUGCUUGUGCUUGUGCGUGUGUUUGUACGGAUGUCACAUACUGCGCAUUUAACUUAGACUUAGCUUAGGCGGGGGACUAGUUUGUGUGAGGGCAGCAGCAACAGGGAGUGAUACUAACAGAGCGCUGGUUAGAGAGGUGGUGUGGUUGUGGCGGCGGACUGAGAGCGGGGACGGGCUGAACAUCACCCGGAAUGUGGGCAUCCGCCGCCGCCGCUAGUUCACUACACAGCAGCAGCAGCGUGUGUCGGAGCCGCAGCAGCACUCAGACCGUCGAGAUAUUCACAACAGAGGUUCAGGCAGGCCAGAACGGAGUUCAAGGGAGGACUGAAUGAGAUAGGGCGGUAAACUGUGUCGUUAAACCGAGCUGGACCCGAGCUCUGCCCGCUUUUGCCGAGCUAGCGUUAACACUCCGUAAAAACGACCGUUAAAACCUGACGCUAGUUAACCUAGCGAUUUAACCCAACUAACAGACUGCCUGGAAAGUUGUCGCGGUUGUCGUUUUCUCCUUUCCUUUAAUGCUCUCCGUUUUCUGAGCGAAACUUUUCAUCUCUUCUCCUGGGAAAUACCCCGCCGCUGCUGCUGUAGGAUGCCGGAUCAAAUAUCGGUGUCCGAGUUUCUCUCGGAGACGACGGAGGAUUACAACUCUCCCACCACGUCCAGCUUCACUACCCGCCUCCAGAGCUGCAGGAACACCGUCAGCGUGCUGGAGGAGGCUUUGGAUCAGGACAGAACUUCACUUCAAAAAGUCAAGAAGUCAGUCAAAGCCAUCUACAACUCUGGCCAAGAUCAUGUCCAGAACGAGGAGACGUACGCCCUGGCGCUGGAUAAAUUUGGAAGUAACUUCAUCAGCCGGGAUAACCCUGACCUGGGAACAGCCUUCGUCAAGUUUUCCACCCUGACCAAGGAGCUGUCUGCACUGCUUAAGAACCUGCUCCAGAGUCUGAGUCAUAAUGUGAUCUUCACGCUGGACUCUCUGCUGAAAGGAGACCUGAAAGGCGUGAAGGGGGAUUUGAAAAAACCCUUUGACAAGGCUUGGAAGGACUAUGAAACGAAGUUUACAAAGAUAGAGAAGGAAAAACGAGAGCACGCCAAGCAGCACGGCAUGAUCCGCACGGAGAUCACGGGCGCUGAGAUCGCUGAGGAGAUGGAGAAGGAGCGACGCCUCUUUCAGCUCCAGAUGUGCGAGUACCUGAUCAAAGUGAAUGAGAUUAAGACCAAAAAGGGGGUGGACCUUCUGCAGAACCUGAUCAAGUAUUACCACGCACAGUGCAAUUUCUUCCAAGAUGGCUUGAAGACUGCUGAUAAACUCAAGCAGUACAUUGAGAAGCUAGCUGCUGAUCUUUACAAUAUAAAGCAAACUCAGGAUGAGGAGAAGAAGCAGCUCACAGCCCUGAGGGAUCUUAUCAAGUCUUCCCUGCAACUGGAAAAGGAGGACUCUCAGAGCAAGCAGGGUGGCUAUAGCAUGCACCAGCUCCAGGGUAACAAAGAGUUUGGCAGUGAGAAGAAAGGAUAUCUGAUGAAGAAGAGUGAUGGGCUGAGAAAGGUGUGGCAAAGGAGGAAGUGUUCAGUAAAAGGAGGAAUUCUCACCAUCUCUCAUGCCACUUCAAACAGACAGCCAGUCAAACUCAACCUGCUCACCUGCCAGGUCAAGCCGAGCGCUGAAGACCGGAAGUGUUUUGACCUCAUCUCUCAUAAUCGCACAUAUCACUUCCAGGCUGAAGAUGAGCAGGAGUUUGUAAUCUGGAUCUCAGUGUUGACUAACAGUAAGGAGGAGGCGUUGAACAUGGCAUUCAGAGGAGAGCAGACAGCAGGAGAGGACGGCCUGGAGGAUCUGACUAAAGCCAUCAUCGACGACGUCCUGCGCAUUCCUGGCAAUGAAGUUUGCUGUGACUGUGGGGCUGCAGAUCCUAAAUGGCUGUCAACUAAUCUUGGGAUCCUGACGUGUAUCGAGUGCUCGGGCAUUCACAGGGAGAUGGGAGUUCACAUCUCUCGCAUUCAAUCCAUGGAACUGGACAAACUGGGGACAUCUGAACUCUUGCUGGCCAAGAAUGUCGGGAACAGUAAUUUUAAUGAGAUAAUGGAAGGGAAUCUUCCUUGUCCCUCUCCAAAGCCCACUCCAUCCAGUGAUAUGACAGUUCGUAAAGAGUUUAUACAUGCCAAAUACGUGGAUCAUAAGUUUGCGAGGAAGAUGUGCAUGUCUGCAGCGGUGAAGAUGAGCGAGCUCUAUGAGGCAGUCAGGUCACGUGACCUGCUGGCCCUCAUCCAGGUGUAUGCCGAGGGGGUGGAGCUUAUGGAGCCUCUUCCUGAUGCUGGUCAGGAGGCUGGGGAGACUGCACUGCACUUUGCUGUGAGGACUGCUGACCACACCUCACUACAUCAGGUCGACUUCCUGGUUCAGAACAGUGGAAACCUGGAUAAACAGACAGAGAGAGGCAACACAGCCCUGCAUUACUGCUGCAUCUACGAAAAACAUGAAUGCCUCAAACUGCUCCUGAGAGGCAAACCUGCUACUGACAUCACCAAUCAUAAUGGAGAGACGGCAUUAGAUGUGGCCAGGCGAAUGAGGAUCGACCAGUGCGCUGAGGCAUUGAUGCAAGCUACAGAAGGCAAGUUUAACCCUAAAGUUCAUGUGGAGUACGAGUGGAACCUUAGACAGGAGGAGAUGGACGAGAGCGAUGAUGAUCUUGAUGACAAGCCGAGUCCCAUAAAGAAGGACCGCAGGCCGCAGAGUUUCUGUCACUCCUCCAGCCUGUCUCCUCACGAUAAGCUCUCUCUACCCAUAUUCUCCGGUCCUCGCGAUAAGCAGCGUCUCUCCUACAGCUCCUUCACCACUCAGAUGUACAGCGUCUCCACCGACUGUCCGUCCUCCCCUGUGACUGACGCCCCGCCUCUUCCACCCAGGAACGCAGGCAAAGCUCCUCCUCUGGCAUUCCUUGGUUCUCAUUCGCACUAUGCUACUCUGGCUAGCACUCGACUAUACAUCACCCCGCCCUCGUCAUCCUCCCCUCUCUCCCCUGGCUCCCAGAUCCCCAGUAACAGCAACUCCACCCUGUCCAAGAAGAGACCCCCGCCCCCUCCCCCCGGACACAAACGCACGCUGUCUGACCCCCCUACCCCGCUCUCAUACACCCCUCACUGUAAAGGAAGCGACUCCACUCCACCUCCCAUCAACAAGAUGUCUCCAGUAGCAAACCGCUUUGAAGGGAUAUUACAGCAACAAAGCACUACAUCCAGUACCACUAAAUCUACACUUGGCCCAAGGGUUCUUCCCAAACUACCUCAGAAGGUUGCUCUGCGCAAGAUUGAGACCAUUCACCACCCGUCCGUGGACAGACCCAGCCAGCCUCACGAGCCUGUACUGCUGUUCCAGAAAUCUCUGCAGUGUUCUGACACUCCACAGAAAGUUCCUGUACCUGAUAAACCUCAUUCAGGAGACCUACCCCCUAAACCCCAGCCCUCAGAAUUACCCCCCAAACCAGGAGAACUGCCCCCUAAACCACAUCUCUCUGACCUGCCUCCUAAACCCCAGCUUGGAGAUCUGCCCCCCAAACCCCAACUGAAAGACCUUCCCCCGAAACCCCAACUGGCUGACCUCCCCAUCCUCAAACCUGUAGCCCCUGAGCCUGUUCAUAAGCCCCCUCCAGGAGAAGUGACCCCCAAAUCUGAAUCACCAGAGACUCCAACGUCCAUUCAGCCAGCAGAACCCUCACCUCAGCCCACACCUCCCAGUGAAGACACCAACGGAAGUCCAGCAUGCGCCCCGGAUACCCCAGUACCACUGCCCAGGAAGAUCAAUACAGGGAAAAGUAAAACACGACGAGUGAAGACCAUAUAUGACUGUCAGGCAGACAAUGAUGACGAGCUGACGUUUGUAGAGGGUGAAGUCAUUGUGGUAACCGGAGAGGAGGACCAGGAGUGGUGGAUUGGACACAUCGAAGGGCAGCCGGAGAGGAAAGGUGCCUUCCCCAUGUCCUUCGUCCACAUCCUGUCUGACUGACACCCACGAGUCAAUCACCAGCUGCGAAGCCCCGCCCACCUAGUUCACAUCUUACUGAGAUGAACGCUGUAAAUAGCUGUCGUAACUUCCACAGGACUUUAAAAAAUAGAAAACCAAACCCACAAAAAAGCAGCAGUAAGCGAAACCCUGUAUUAACUUCCUCGCCAUCAAGGAGCUGCAGUGUGACGAGUAUCUAACUUUAUCAGUGUUAUCAUUCCUCUUUAGAACAGUCUAGAUCAGCCAAGGCUGCGUUUACCCACAUCCUCCACUUCUUCAGCCGUUCCACUUCUUAACUUCUUGCUUUUGUAUAUAACGAUUGUACAUAGGUAUUAUAUCGGUGUCAGCUGCACACAAACCCACAUACGUGAGUGUUUUGUGUCCGUGUGUAAAUAUAAAACCUUGUGUUAGUGUGAGAAAACAUUUAAAAGUGGAGCAAAAAAAAAACAAAAAAAUAAGGUGUGUGUACUUGUAUUUUGCCCAUCAGCUUACCACACCCAGGGCCAGUUCUGUUCAGUGAACUGUAAAGUAAAGUAUUAUAAUGCGGACUGGUCAUUGUUGACGUGUGUUGACAUUUUGCCUUGCGGACGUAACAGAAGGGAGCAAAAAAAGUGGUUUUCGGAUCAUAGAGAGUGUUGAUCAUGUUUUUACCUCCACAUCUCUCAGUGUACCACUAUAGCACGUCCAAGGACGGAUUACUUACUCAUAAGAUGUUUACUAUCUCUCGCCCUCGUUUUCUUCUGUGAAAUGAAAUGAUUGAACCUGUGUAAUGCACACAACCCGUUAUUGUGGUUAAAUCGUGUGUGUGUGGCCUCUCUCUCCUUGUCUUAUUUCUUAACAGCUUCUUUCCACUUCUACUGAUUUCUGAUCCAGGACUCUGAACACUCAUCUCUAUACAGGACACUGCUCUGAAAUGUUACAGUUGUGUUAUCAAUAGACGUCAUUCUUUUUACUUCUUUCACAGUUCCAGACACAGAAGCAUUGUGGUCCUCCCUCACUUCACAUUCCCCUUCACCCUCUUUAUUAUUGGUGAGCAUUGAAGGCGUUGAGAUAAUGAUGAUAAUGAUACUUGAAGCAUUCCAUUCAUAAGGAAUAUGUUGUUUUUCGUCAUAGUCUUCAGUUAACAUAUAGAUAAAGAUAUGUUUUAAGGAACAUACCGCAGAGGGUCCUGAUGCAACACGAGCUCGUCCAGCGAUAUUCAGGUGCUGCCUCUCUUCUCAAGUAACUAGCCAGGUCUUGACUGUUUUAUGUUGGGAGACAAUACUCAGGUUGUCAGUACAAACGAAACGCAACAGAGCAGACCGUAUUAAGCAGAAGAAGCUAACUCGACACUCACUUUUCCGUCACUCACAUACAAACCUGCUGUGAUAACACAAUACAGUAAACAGCCACAUGAAAUUUGUGACCUACAGAUCUGUUUCAAAAUAUGAAAUAAAAUACUGUUUCAGAUGGAAGGGUGAAA
This is a messenger RNA of Astyanax mexicanus (Mexican tetra), 5511 nucleotides long. RefSeq names its product ArfGAP with SH3 domain, ankyrin repeat and PH domain 1b (gene asap1b). Gene Ontology annotation, biological process: positive regulation of GTPase activity. Gene Ontology annotation, cellular component: cytoplasm. Gene Ontology annotation, molecular function: GTPase activator activity; protein binding. The record is from RefSeq and is a predicted model, not a curated record. NCBI's taxonomy places the organism in Eukaryota, Metazoa, Chordata, Actinopteri, Characiformes, Acestrorhamphidae. The transcript is spliced from 29 exons. Bases 642 to 4052 code for a protein of 1136 amino acids.